UAACGACGUUAUUAUACCGUGAAAUAGUAUGUUGGGACACACGUAGCUGUCAGUUUAACUUGUUUUACACGGCUUUUAAAGUUACAUAUCUUUUUCUAAUUGUUUUUUUUUCUCUUAACAUUAUGUAUGUGGAUAUUGAACUAUAACGGAUAAAAGCAUAACUGUCGCACGUGCGGGAGCUGGUAUUUUGGAAUUCUACAUAUACAUGUCAUCAUACCGGUGUUUUAAGCAGAUUGGUGUGGCAUGAAGGUUCGUAAAACGGCAUUAAGCAUUAUAUUUUGUUUACCCAUUCUGGUUUUGGCAAUUCUAUACAUCGACGUUCGAAUCCAGCCGCAACGUUCAAACACGCACCUGCAUAUCUACUACAGCUUCGUGACUAACACUAGUUCAACAGACGAUUAUGCAGACUCUGUAGGACAUAGUAGUAUCAGAUUUAUCAACAUCUUUAAUCAAACUUCUGUUGAGCAUGACAGGACAACUUUGCUUCAUGUCAAUGUCACAAAGCAAGUGCAUCUCCAAGCAACAAUGGCAACAAGAACUCCCGCUUCACGUGCACACAUCAUUGCUAUAGUUUCGUACAUGCGCAGUGGGUCAACGUUAACAGCCGACAUUAUGCAGCAUUUCCCUGGAGCUAUGUACGUGUUCGAGCCCUUUCAUUCAUUGGUUAUUCGAGCACGGAGUAAACGCCCGUUGUAUUACCUCAACGGAACAGUGAAAAGGUUGAAUGCAGAAAACAUAACUGAUGAUCUAUUGCGAUCGGAACUCCGGAAAUGGUUCGAGUGUAGAUUCGGGGAACUUGACGCUCAUUCGUUAACAGACAGUUUCCAUACACAGUACAGCCGCUCAAUGAAAACAUUUAACAAUUGUUGGAGGCGGAAACGUCGAACGCUUAAAACAUUGCGUGAGUGUCUUCCUGCCGCUAUAGAAAUGUGUAAAAGAGCAAAAUACAGAUUGUUCAAAUUUAUCCGCUUGCCGAUGCGCAUUGUGCAGUCAGUUAUGGAUAUGUAUCCAGGGUUACAAGCCGUCCAUUUAAUUCGAGACCCACGUGGUUCAUUGCUGUCUCAAUUCAAAAUAAGGAACAUCACGUGGGACCGGAUAGGGAAUUUGUCAGAACGCUUCUGCAACCGUGUUGCAGACGACAUCAGUUCCACGAUAUUUUUGAAUCGCCACUAUCAAGAGCGUGCAAAAAUGUUAUUAUAUGAAAAAUUAGCAGAAAAUCCGUUGACAACUGCCGAAAAACUGCACAGUUUUACUAACUUGCCUCACUAUAAAUAUGUGACGAGGUAUAUAACAAAAUUGACUAUGGGAGGCCACAAAAAUUACGGGCAGUUCGGCAGCCUCCGUGAAAAUUCAACAAAAGCAGCAUACCGAUGGAGGGAUACAAUCAAUUUUGAACAUGUACAGACAAUUGAUGAAAACUGUGCGAAUGUUUAUGAUUUUAUUGGUUAUCAAAAAUUUAGUUCUGCUGAAGACGUGCGAGAUCAUAACUUGCUAACAUUGCAGUCACCAAAGUCCUCAAUAUUUCUCUAGGUCGUGAAAAACGGCAUCUCUACAAAACAGGAAUAAAUUUUCAAAAUAUCUUGAAUAUUUAAAAAAAAAAUUGAUGAAGGUAUUUUCUAUGGUAAAUUCCAGCUAUGUUGUGACAUAUUUUAAGAAGUCCAUCAGUUUGACUGCAGUUUGAAAACUUUCAGUAUAUUUUAGCAGAAAGGCGAAAUUUCCAUACAUUUUUGUUAUGAAAUUUCUAAUAUAUAUAUUUUUUCGAAAUUGUGAUUAUGUCCGAUUUUUACAGCUUGAAAAAUACAUUUUUUGUCAUAAACACAAUAUUUGAAUAGUAAAAAACUCUAAAACAAAAUGCAACUGCUACUCUCGGAGACCUAGAGAAUCGUGUAUAGUUUAUAUCUGGUUCUUGCAAAAAAGUCAUAAUUCGCGGGAAAAAAAACCCUGUUACAGAGGAGAGUAUAUGCUCAGUCAACAGAUCUGCACUUACUUAAUUAAAAAGAACUAACGAAUGCAUUUUAUAAAUUUCGAAGUGAAAUAACAUAUCGUUGAAAAUGUAGUCCCCUAUGUUAUAACUUGAUUCAGCAAUUUUCAAACGUACGUGCUUCUGCAGGCAACUUGUUUUGACAUUUGUUUUAUGGUGCAUAAAUCUUACAUGAAUCUAAAUGACGUGUCAGUCUACAACAUGCAUCAAGGUCCGUCAAAUCUCACAAAAAUGUCAAUCUCACGAAAAGAGAAUGCCGGACUAUUUUAGAUCUGAUAUAUUUUACAGCUGCUAGGCUAAUAUGGUUGUUCAAACAGCUCUCAUAAAAGAUAUUAAUGGGAAACUUUGAUGACAGUUUCUUGGAUUGAAAAAUUAUAUGUUCAUUUCAGUGAAACCCCUCAGAAUUGUGUAUAAGAAUUUUGCCAUUUGUUAGUAGAAACUCUUCUACCAUGGUCAUUUAUAAUUUUAUUUGAAUUUUGUUUCAUUUCAAUUAUUUUUUGCUGAUUUAAUUAUCUUGAGAAAUUCAGCAAUAAUGUCUAUGUUAUAUAUUUAAUCAACCCUCAAAGAUAGAUAUAGAUUACUGCCUAGUUUACAGCAUACAGGUGUUUCUUUCUUACAGAUCUGAAAAAAAGUCAAAACUAUCUUAAACUAUAACCAGUGUGAAAACUGCACAUUAAAAAUUCAGGCACAGAUCUGAUAAAAACUCAACUGAUUAUUUUCUUUUUUUUUUUCAUCGAUAAUUCCAGACUACAAGUAUUUAAGUUGCAUUUCAGUUUGAACUAGAUCUAAAGCUACAACUUGAUGAAUAUAAGCAAUUUAAUUCAUGAAGGGUUUUAAUUCAUGGUCAAACAAUUUUGCUAAACAUCUUUGCAGAGUUUUUUUUCAAAGAUCUUAGAAUCCUUUGCUAUAUAAAUGCAAAAGAAUCUGCAACCAUAAAUAACAAACUGUUUUUGUCAUUAACGUUCAGCCUGUUUUAAACCAAAAUAUAGUAAAAACUAGCUAUAAUGUGUCCUGUAACCGGAACUGUAAGAUUUAAUUUGACAUUUUAUUCUUCAGUGUUUUUGCUAAAAGUAAUGCUCAGUUUAUAAAAUGUUGUUGUUUUACACAUCCACUGGUAAAAUCUGUUAUUUCAAAGUUGUUGUAUCAACAACAGUUGAACAAAAGCUCAGGUUUUGUGAUUUUACUAGAUGAAGAAAGGAAUUGUUUCAUAUUUGAGCAGACAUUUUUGUUUAGUUUCAUAUUAUGAUUGCUGUAGUUUUAAAGAAUGUAUCAGACAUGUCUGACUUUUAGAACUGUGUUUGUAUGAAAGUAACAGUGCAGUUGUUUCAUAAAGUAAAUAUAUGUACGCUUCAUAAAACAGAGAAAAUCUGUAAACAUGCUGUACAUUCUUUACUUACUAUAGCAAUGAGAUUUAUCUAUUUUGCUGUGCAAACACAAUUUUACUUAACUAUGCAAUGCAUAAAUACUCAUUCUCUAAUAUGACGGGAUAAUUAAACAUACAAAACAG
This is a messenger RNA of Mercenaria mercenaria, 3488 nucleotides long. RefSeq lists its product as uncharacterized. The coding region runs from base 244 to 1530 and encodes 428 amino acids. The record is from RefSeq and is a predicted model, not a curated record. Gene Ontology annotation, biological process: N-acetylglucosamine metabolic process; sulfur compound metabolic process. The transcript is spliced from 4 exons. Gene Ontology annotation, molecular function: N-acetylglucosamine 6-O-sulfotransferase activity. NCBI's taxonomy places the organism in Eukaryota, Metazoa, Mollusca, Bivalvia, Venerida, Veneridae.